Miscanthus lutarioriparius is the source of this 1506-nucleotide messenger RNA. The record is from the annotation of a GenBank genome assembly. Lineage: Eukaryota; Viridiplantae; Streptophyta; Magnoliopsida; Poales; Poaceae.
AUGCACCACAUGUCCAUGGAGCGGCAGCCUGACCGCCUUCGUCGGCGAGCGCAGACCACUUAUGGGUUGGUUGCUUCACGGGAUAAUAAUAAGGUCUCACCCUGCCAGCAAGAAGCUGAUUCUCAAGGUUGUGAGGCACAGAUACCUAGGCUUCCAGAGGACAUCUGGUGUUAUAUACAAUCCCUAAUGCCAAUGCGAUCUGCUGCUCGAGCUGCCUGUGUGUCUCGUGCUUUUCUGCGUUCCUGGAGAUGCCAUCCCAACCUCACUUUCAGUGCCAGGACGCUGAGAUCGAAUAAGAAGGAAUAUGAAGAUGAUGAUAUUGCCAGAGAUUUCUGUAGCAAAGUUGAUCAGAUUCUGAAAAGGCACUCAGGCAUUGGUGUCAAGAAACUCAACAUUCAGAUGUGUGAAGGUUACAAUGGUUAUCUCGACAGUUGGCUCCAAGUUGCUGUUAAAUCAGGAAUCGAAGAACUUUCACUUAAAAUACCAAUGAUAGCAAAAUACAGCUUUCCAUGCUCACUCUUAUCUAAUGGGAGUGGAGACUCAAUCCGAUACCUACACUUUACUGGUUGCUCCUUCCGUCCCACAACUGAACUUGGUUGUUUAAGAAGCCUGACAAAACUGCAUCUUUAUCAUGUCAGUUUUACUGGGGACGAGUUAGGGUGCCUUCUCUCCAAUUCUUUUGCCUUGGAGGUGUUGGGAAUCAGGUAUUGUGAUGGGAUAGGUUGCUUGAAGGUCCCUUGCACGCUGCAGCGCCUAAGGUACCUAGAGGUUUUAGGUUGUUGCAAGCUGGAAAUGAUAGAAAGCAAAGCUCCAAAUAUUUUCAGCUUUGACUACGAAGGAAAGCGCAUUCAACUGUCACUCGGAGAAACAUUGCAAAUGAAGGAGCUAAGAUUGUCCUUCUCUGGCGCUGUUCAUUACGUUUGUGUUGAACUUCCGUCCAGCAUGCCAAACCUUAAAAUUGCCACUAUAUCUUCAAGAAGUGAGAUCAAUACGCCAUUGCUGCAUAGCAAAUAUCUCCACCUCAAAAACCUUAAUAUUAUUCUUAGCGCUGCAACCUUUCCUCCGGCCUAUGAUUAUUUUUCUCUUGUUUCCUUUUUUGAUGGUUGCCCUUGCUUGGAGACUUUGGUCUUGUUUGUGUCCCAGUAUGAAAUGGAACACGUCUCCAUAUUCACGGAUCCCUCAGGUCUGAGGAAGAUGCAAGGACAGCAGCACCACAAGUUGAAGACAGUGAAGAUCCUAGGAUUCACGUCAGCAAAGAGUCUUGUUGAGCUAACAUGCCAUAUUGUUGAGAGCAUGACAUCACUCGAAUGCCUUACAUUGCAGACCUAUCAGAGUUCUUCUAGGUGCUUCGAGCCUGCUGAUAAAAGUAACAAGUGCUCCCCAUUGCCCAUUCAUGUUCUCAAGGAAGCUCAACGAGGGCUCUUGGCCAUCAGGACGUACAUUGAGCCUAAAAUUCCCGCUAUGGUAAAGCUACAUGUUGUUGAGACUUGCCGACGAUGCCAUUAG